AUGAGUAUAAAGGGUCUGGCUGUAGUCUUGACUGUGCUCAUCUGUGCUGCGAUUAUUCAAGGUUUCCCCAUGCUCCAAAGAGGUCGAUGUCUUUGCAUAGGCCCUGGAGUAAAAGCAGUCAGAGUGGCAGACAUCGCAAAAGCCUCCAUAAUGUACCCAAGUUACAACUGUGACAAUUUAGAAGUGAUUAUCACCCUGAAAAGAAAUAAGGGACAACGAUGCCUAAAUCCCAGAUCCAAACAAGCAAGUCUUAUAAUCAAGGAAGUUCAAAGAAGGAAUUUUUUAAAAUAUCAAAAUAUAUAAAGUCUUGGAAAAGAGGAUUUAAAAGCCAGAACAAGUUUUACCGUGACUACGAACACAACAUGUAUUCUGCAUUAAGAAGCUGA
This is a messenger RNA of Echinops telfairi (small Madagascar hedgehog), 386 nucleotides long. RefSeq names its product C-X-C motif chemokine ligand 11 (gene CXCL11). Lineage: Eukaryota; Metazoa; Chordata; Mammalia; Afrosoricida; Tenrecidae. Bases 1 to 303 code for a protein of 100 amino acids. The record is from RefSeq and is a predicted model, not a curated record. Gene Ontology annotation, molecular function: chemokine activity; CXCR chemokine receptor binding. Gene Ontology annotation, biological process: cellular response to lipopolysaccharide; chemokine-mediated signaling pathway; neutrophil chemotaxis. The transcript has 4 exons. Gene Ontology annotation, cellular component: extracellular region.